AUGGCUGCCCAGGGUCCCCACCCAGUAGACAAGAAGGAGAGGAAGAGAGAAGGUCAGACUCUGCGAAAGACUGAGAGAAGCCGGUCCUGCUCACAGGAGAAAAAGGAGGGUUACACUAAGGACAUGGUGACAGACUUUGAUGAGAAACAUGAUGAGUAUUUAAUAUUGCUUCAGCAGAGGAACCGGAUAUUAAAGCAUUUGAAAGCCAAGGACCCUAUGCAAUUGAGACUGGAGCACUUGGAGCAAGGUUUCUCCGUCUAUGUCAACGGGGCCAAUUCUGAGCUGAAGACAUCACCACGGAAAGCCAUUCCCUCUGACUUCUCCAGAAGUGCCUCUCACGCUGAGGGGACACACGAUUGUGGACAAAGGACCCUGUUUCGAGAAGCCGAAGAAGCCUUAAGACGCAAUUCACGGACAGCCCCCACCAAAGUCCAGCGCCGAGGAUGGCACCAGAAAUCUGUGCAGAUCAGAACAGAAGCUGGCCCACGGCUCCACAUCGGACCUCCUCUGGACUAUUCUGAAGAUUUUGAGCUGUGUGGGGAUGAGACUGUCGAGGCAAAGGACUCUUCUGGGGAUCGUCCACAGGAGCUAAGAAAAAGCCUGGAACCAAGCAUAAAUCUGCAAAGGAAACAAAAGGAUUGUUCCAGUGAUGAGUAUGAUUCUAUCGAAGAAGACGUACUCUCUGAGCCCGAAGCUGAGGACCAGGUGCUGAUGGGCCACCCCAGAGAUGACCCCCCUCUUUCCAGUGGGGACUCAGUGCAGAAGGAUGUUCUCAAGGACCAGGAGACAGAAGGACGCCCUCCCCAGGGCCCAGACACUCUUGUGGUGCUGGAAUUUAACCCCAUUUCCAAAAGUGAUAAAAGGGAAAGGAAUUUGUCGGCUAAACGGAAGGACAACGCUGAGGUCUUUAUUCCCAGCAAACCUGAGCCAAACCUGAAUCCCCAGCCACCUGCUGUGCUCCCCAACCAGGAGAGGGCAUGCUCAAGACCGGGAAGCCGGCGCGAGAGGCCCCUCUCUGCAACGCGCAAACCUGUGUACGAGGCUGAGGACCGACAGGAAGAUGCCUCGGCCGUACUCCGAGCCAUCCAUGUGGAGAAUGCAGCCCUACAGAGGGCCAUGCUCAGCAGGAAGGCCAAGCCGCCUGCCAGCCCACUGCAGGAUGUGGAGGGACCACCAGCAAGACCGUGGACCAGUGUGCUGAAGGAGAAGGAAGAGACCCUCGAGCUUCGUUCCAUCAGCCCAGUGACCACCACUCAGAAGCCAUCCCAGGCAGCAGAGGGAGCCCAAGCCAUCGACCAAGCCAUCGACAGAACAGGCCUUUUGGGAAGCAGACAACAGCAGAAACUUCUGAAAGUCCUCCCCGCCAUUGAAAGUGACUCUGCCCUUCUCAGUGGGGUUGUUUCACCACCUGAGGAGCGAGUACCAGACCCAGAGGACAAAUGGAGAAUGAGAGCGGAAGAGAUCAAAGACGCUGUCUACGUGACCAUGGAAAUCCUGUCCAACUGGGGCAAUGCAUCAUGGGUGGGUCUCACAGAAAUUGAGUUCUUUGACCUUAAUAACACAAAGCUUUACGUGUCGCCUCAUGAUGUGGACAUCCGGAACACGGACACACCCGGGGAGCUGGGCCACCUCAUCAACAGGAACUUAGUGAGCAAGAAAGACCCCUCUUUGUGGACCUGCCCCUUCCACCCGCCGCUCCAGCUCUUUUUUAUUAUCCGCAACACCAGACAGCUGCGCGACUUCGGUCUGGCCAAGGUCAGGGUUUGGAAUUACUGGACAACUGAUGGCGAUCUUGAUAUUGGUGCCAAGAAUGUGAAGCUUUAUGUCAACGAAACCCUCAUCUUUGAUGGCAAGUUAGACAAAGGCGGUGGAGAGGCCCUGGCUGAGCAGAGCAUCCCAGUAGACCUGAAGAUCAAGAAAAAUGAAAGAAUAGAGAGUGUUGUGAAUGCUCACUCGGAAGAAAGUGGAGAUGGCCACAGGAUGGCUGGCGCGGGUGUGGAUGAGGAUCCCAGUGUCAACCGCUCGCAGCCAGCUGAAGCAUUAGUGGACAUGAAGGUUUCUUCACAGGGAAACCUACUUGGUGAGAGGACGGAUCCUGAUAAUUGCAUGAAAGACAGUUUGUCCAAGUUAGAGGAAGAUUUAAGAUUGUUGGCAGCCCCUGUCUCGAUGGGUGACAUGCCCGGUACUCCUCCCGCCUCCCCACCUGUGAAAUGCCCUCCUUGUGAUGAGGAGCCCUCUCUGAUCCAACAACUGGAAAACCUCACAGGCAGAAAAAUCUCUGAGCCACCAGGGAAAACCCCAUCCUGGUUACAACUUCCUCCCACGAGGCAAGGCAGGAGGCCAGGAGGUGGGAAGCCGAAACCCCUCUGGCUGAGUCCUGAGAAGCCACUGGACUGGAAAGGUGGGCUCCCAUCAGAUGAUGUCAUCGCUGAGGGGCCUGGAGAGACUGAGGCCGGGGAGAAAGGCUCCUGGCAUGAGCAAGGGCGAGUGGCCAGCUGGAAUGUCAUCACCAGUGACAGACCCCAGAGGGUAACCCCCAAAGACUACAGUGACGACUUAAACAUCUUUAACUGGCCCCCCAACAGGGAGCACCCUGCUAGUGGGAGGAGGGGCACGAGAAAGGAUGCUGUCAGCAGUAGUCAUGGUGACGACCAGCCAGCCAGCAGAGAAGACAUCUGGGCCACCAGGAUGCCACCGCUUUCGAGGUGGCACAGUGAGCAGGAGCACACACUGCAUGAGUCAUGGAACUCCCUCAGUGCCUUUGACCGCUCCCAGAGGGGACGCAUCUCCAACACAGAGUUCCAGGGUGACAUCCUGGACGAGUUCCUGCAGCAGCAAAAGAGUAGCCGGCACAGCAACCCGCCACCAUCCUGGAGGGAGGAGAAGCCAGAGCCGUGGGAAGGGCAGGACAGCUGCUCUGCAGAGACAGACGACGGGAGCGACUUUAAAAUCCCCGUCUUGCCAUAUGGACAGCACCUGGUCAUUAACAUCAAGUCUACAUGGGGGGACAGGCACUAUGUAGGCCUUAAUGGAAUAGAAAUAUUCAGUUCCAAGGGAGAGCCAGUGCAAAUUUCAAGCAUUAAAGCAGACCCCCCUGACAUCAAUAUUUUACCUGCCUAUGGGAAAGACCCCCGCGUGGUCACCAACCUCAUUGAUGGGGUGAACAGGACCCAGGACGACAUGCACGUCUGGCUGGCCCCCUUCACGCCAGGCAAGUCCCACUCCAUCUCCAUUGACUUCAAGCACUCUUGCCAAGUCGCCCUGAUCAGAAUUUGGAAUUACAAUAAAUCUCGGAUACAUUCCUUCCGCGGCGUGAAGGACAUCACGAUGCUGCUGGACACACAGUGCAUCUUUGACGGAGAAAUCGCCAAGGCCUCGGGAACCCUGACGGGAGCCCCUGAGCAUUUUGGAGACACGAUCCUAUUCACGACUGAUGACGAUAUUCUCGAGGCCAUAUUCUGUUCUGAUGAGACCUUCGACAUUGACGUGGACAGCCCGUGUAGCCUGCAGUACGAGGAGACGCUGAGGAGGCCCAGCACAGCCGAUGGCGACGGGGACGAGCGACCCUUCACCCAGGCCAGCUACUGGACCAAUGACCGGGUCCCGGAGCUAGAGCUGCCACCCACUUCCCCUGUCCCUGAAGUCACCACACCAGAGCCAGGCAUCUACCAUGGAAUCUGCCUUCAGCUGAACUUCACCGCCUCCUGGGGAGACCUGCACUACCUGGGGCUCACUGGCCUGGAAGUGGUGGGCAAGGAGGGACAGGCACUGCCAAUCCAACUACACCAGAUCUCUGCCUCCCCCAGAGACUUAAAUGACCUCCCUGAGUACAUCGAAGACUGCCGGACCCUGGACAAGUUAAUCGACGGAGCCAACAUCACCAUGGAGGAUGAGCACAUGUGGCUGAUACCCUUCUCUCCGGGGCUGGACCACGUGGUCACCAUCCGCUUUGACAGAGCCGAAAGCAUCGCAGGCCUGCGCUUCUGGAACUACAAUAAAUCUCCCGAGGACACCUAUCGAGGGGCCAAAAUCGUCCACGUCUCCCUGGAUGGCUUGUGCGUCUCUCCCCCGGAGGGCUUUCUCAUCCGGAAAGGGCCGGGCAACUGCCACUUUGAUUUCGCUCAAGAAAUCCUCUUCGUGGACUACCUGCAGGCUCGACUGCUGCCCCAGCCAGCCAGGAGGCUCCACCCAAGCAGCCUGGAGUGUGCGAGCAUGGACUACGAGGCACCACUGAUGCCAUGUGGCUUCAUUUUCCAAUUUCAGCUCCUGACCAGCUGGGGCGACCCCUAUUACAUCGGCCUCACGGGCCUGGAGCUGUAUGACAAGCGGGGAGAAAAGAUCCCAUUGUCGGAAAACAAUAUCGCCGCCUUCCCUGACAGCGUGAACUCCCUGGAGGGCGUGUGCGGGGACGUCCGCACCCCUGACAAGCUCAUCGACCAAGUAAAUGACACCAGCGAUGGCAGACACAUGUGGCUGGCUCCCAUCCUGCCAGGCCUGGUGAACCGGGUUUAUGUGAUUUUCGAUCUGCCUACCACCGUGUCAAUGAUCAAACUGUGGAAUUACGCGAAAACACCCCAUCGCGGGGUGAAGGAGUUUGGCCUCCUGGUGGAUGACUUGCUCGUGUACAACGGGGUCCUGGCCAUGGUGAGCCACCUGGUAGGGGGCAUCCUGCCCACGUGUGAGCCCACGGUGCCCUACCACACCAUCCUCUUCACCGAGGACAGGGACAUCUGUCACCAGGAGAAGCACACCACCAUCAGUAAUCAAGUGGAGGAUCAGGAUGUCCAGAUGAUGAAUGAAAGCCAAAUCAUAACCAACUCAAAAAGGAAGCAGAGCACCGUUGACCCAGCCUUACGUCCCAAAACUUGCAUAAGUGAGGAGACAGCAAGACGGUGGCGGUGCUGA
Galeopterus variegatus (Sunda flying lemur) is the source of this 4905-nucleotide messenger RNA. It is a transcript of the gene KATNIP, whose product is annotated as KIAA0556 ortholog. The coding region runs from base 1 to 4905 and encodes 1634 amino acids. NCBI's taxonomy places the organism in Eukaryota, Metazoa, Chordata, Mammalia, Dermoptera, Cynocephalidae. The transcript is spliced from 28 exons. The record is from RefSeq and is a predicted model, not a curated record.